CGCGCAUGCGCGGAAGCUUUCCAAUAGCCGGGCAUGUCAGGCGGAAGGAGAAGCAAUGAGCCGCUGACGCUGGGUAAGAUGGCGGCACCCUCGGGAGCUUCCAGGGAAGCGAAACAAGGGCUUAUAAAAACUCGAGGAUUUCAAUGAUCGUCUUGAAGACCCAGCUUCCUUAUCUGAGUGGCUGACAGUCUCUGCACGGCAGCCAUGGAGGAGGACGUCAAGUUAGGAAGUGACAACUGUGAGAGGAGCUCGGGAGUGAAGUUAGACCGGAACAUAUCUGUUAGCGAAUUUUCCUGCAAUUGUUGCUAUGAUAUAUUGGUGAACCCCACCACCCUGAACUGUGGUCACAGCUUCUGCAGACAUUGUCUCGCCCUGUGGUGGGUGUCUUCAAAGAAGACUGAGUGUCCUGAAUGUCGUGACAAGUGGGAAGGGUUUCCCAAAGUGAACAUACUUCUUAGGGACGUCAUUGAAAAACUGUUUCCUGAUGCCAUAAAGGAAAAAUAUGAGGACCUUGAGCAAAACACUGAAAUUUCCAGAGCCCUUCAGGCCUUCAAUAAGUAUGGGAAUGAGCAGAAUCAGUCGUCUUCCAGGGAAGGACGGGCUAACCACCAGAGGGGCGGAGGUGGCUUCUUCUCAGGAGUGCUGACUGCAUUAACUGGAGUAGCAGUUGUGUUACUGGUGUAUCACUGGAGCAGUCGUGAAUCUGAACAUGACCUUUUGGUCCACAAACCAGUGUCUAAAUGGACCCCUGAAGAGGUAGUCCUUUGGCUUGAGCAGUUGGGUCCAUGGGCGUCCCAUUACAAAGACAGAUUUUUAUCAGGAAGAGUAAAUGGAAGGCUACUACUGACACUGGCUGAGGAUGAGUUUUCAAAAGAGCCAUACAGUAUAGAGAACACCAGUCACCGGAAGGCCAUCAUCAUGGAGCUGGAGAGAGUGAAGACGCUUGGGGUGAAGCCACCUCAGAAUUUGUGGGAAUAUAGGGCUGUGAAUCCUGGAAAAUCCCUUUUCCUGUUGUAUGCCCUGAAGAGCUCGCCGCGGCUUAGUAUGUUAUACAUGUAUUUGUUUGAUUAUACAGAGACAUUUUUACCGUUCAUCCACACCACAUGUCCUUUGCAGGAGGAGGAGGAUGAAGAAGACAUUAUAACCAAAUAUAUAGUGUCUGUAGCCUUGAGUGCACUACGUGGAAGUUCUGUCAUACGGGAUUUACAGGAUCCAACAUGGAUACAAUGGCGUGAGUUCCUUGUCAAGUACGUGUUUCUUCCAUAUCAACUUCUUGCUGAGUUUGCAUGGGACUGGCUAGAAAUACAUUACUGGACUUCUCGAUUUAUAAUUGUAAAUGCCAUGCUGCUUUCAGUGCUGGAGUUAUUUUCAUUUUGGAGACUGUGGUCGACCAGCCAGCUACGGUCCAUCCCUCGACUUAUGUGGGGCCAUUUCUGGAAGAUAUCAACUCAAGGACUUCUUGUUGCCAUUUUCUGGCCUGUCAUCCCACAAUUUGUCUGCAACUGCUUGUUUUACUGGGCUUUGUAUUUCAACCCGAUCAUUAACAUUGACUUAGUGGUGAAAAAGAUCCGAAGAUUGGAGACGCAAGUAAUGUGAGACGUGCUAGAGUUCCUUCCCGGGAUUGGACACAAGUUGUGACGUUGAAUUAAAAGAUGAAGAUUGCCCCCCCCCCACCCAUUUCUACAGUCACUGUGUGAUCCAUAUAUUUUAAAAAGACUAUUACAAUCCCAGAGGCACUAUUAAGGUCAAAAUAUUUUCAUACUUUUUUAUGUGUAAUGAUACAGUUUUUCUCUCAUGAACAUGAAAUCCUUUCAUCACUUUGUCUUAUUUUAGAGCAUUUGCUGUUAAAGAGAUUUUCAAUGAAUUUCUGGUUUACAGCCUGCCUAGGAAUAUCGGUCAGCGAGUGCAAUCAUAAGACUGCAUUCACACGGGGGCAAAAUUGUGGUUGAUUUCCUACUUAUUAGUUUAGCACAGAAGCCAGUUGAAUUGCCGUAGGGCACAUUUAGAAUCAUUUCUAAUUCUUUCAAUCAAAUUAACUGACGUAUGCUAAUUGCACGAAAGCCAAAAUAAUUGUAUACACCUUUUUGAUGCAAAAGUAGGACAAUUGAGACCCUCCAUACUAUACCCGUUCGUUAACUACGGCUGGCGGUGCACCGUAGAUAGCAGUCAGCCGAACACUCAUUAGACAGUUGGCUGUUUUCCCAUCCCCUCUAUACACAUGCAUGCUCAGCCAAGCAUGUAUGUGUCCUGAGAGGGGAGAAAGCUGCUGCCAAACAUUCCUUAUGCCCCCGACAUCAUUGGAGAGUCAGGAGGCCUUGAUCCACGGUUUGUCUGUGGUUUAUCAGCCUAAACCUCUGCUAAAGCCUAAAACAAGCCGUAGUUCUGAAAUGAUUUACCGUUUAUUGUGAAGGAUUUUUUUUUAAUCUUGUCCGCAAAGUGCAAUAUAUCUUCUCAUAAAUGCUUUACUCUUUGAUAUUGUAGAAGUCUCACA
Molecule: messenger RNA, 2491 nt
Organism: Bufo bufo (common toad)
Lineage: Eukaryota; Metazoa; Chordata; Amphibia; Anura; Bufonidae
Product: bifunctional apoptosis regulator-like
Exons: 9
Coding region: 205-1596 (463 amino acids)
Biological process (GO): proteasome-mediated ubiquitin-dependent protein catabolic process
Cellular component (GO): nucleus
Molecular function (GO): ubiquitin protein ligase activity; protein binding
Source: RefSeq, a predicted model, not a curated record